ACCAUACACAAACUCAGAGUCACUUACAUUCUAACACAUAGCGGAUAUGAAGAUACAGUGGUAUACCUUUGGAGUAUUGUUUCUUCUCUCGACUUGCGUCGUGUGUGAAGAGGGUGACGAGGAGGAACAAGAAGGAUUUUCUAAUUUUUUAAGCAGUCUAUUUAAUGGAUGGUUUGAUAGCCCUUCUCCUGAAGCGGAAUCUGAUAGCAACAUAACUUCACAAGUUGUGCCAGUGAAUUCUACCACUGAUGAUAUACCCAACAUCGAAAUUUCAAAUGGCAAUACUACGGUGAAUGUUACAUUGCCUGACGUAAAUGGAGAAUCACAAGAUGCAGGGCUACCAUCUUCAACAGGAAUGGUAACACCACUGAAUGAAAAUCCAACGCCAUCAGAAGAAAAUGAACAACAAACUGAGCUCAUUGCUUCUAUAUUUAGAAAGCUAGAAGACAAACCAAACGGACAAAACGCAGAAGCUGUAACGCCUACAUCGACAUCGACAAAGAAGCCAGGUUUAGGAGAAAUAUGUCAAGCUAACCCAGAUAUGACUUCGUUUUGCGCACUUCCUGAGAUAGUUGUGCGAUAUCUUCAAAAAAACACCAGUAUAGAAUAUCUGUCACGGAAAAUAUUCAACUGUGAUGUUGUCGAGCAACUACAGAAUAAAUGUGCCAAAGGAGAAUGGUGUCUCCCAAGCAAGACUGUUUAUGAUUUUAUGCAGCUUUCAGAUUCUUUCCUGGGUGGUUCAUUAUGUUCACCCAAACUUCGAACAUGUUUGAAGGGAAUAACUGCUGAUCAAGAGGGGUGUCCUAUGAGUACGGAGAUUUACAAUAUACAUGUUGCUCUAGAUUUACUCUGUAAGUUGGGAUCUCAAGAAGGGUUAACCUAUGAAUGUUUUGGGCACGUUAUGGCAAUGUUGCAUGUGAAUUUAGCAGAUGCUCUCAGAACAGACCAGGUGAAUACAGAUGAUUUCAAUCCAGACCAAUGUCACCUUCAAAAGGGCUUGCAAAUUAAACAUUUUAUCUGUAUUCGAGAUUUGUGUACCUAUCAAACAGAUACCAUUAAAAGUUUCGAACCAUGGCAAUGGUUUGUCGCGGAUGUAGCUUCGUUUGAGGAUUCGUGUAAAUACAGGGAUGUCUGUGGACUGCAGAAUCAAGUACCAACAAUAACCACUACUGUAGCUACUACAACUACCACCGUGGCUGCUGUUCCCGAGGUGAAUAACGCUGCUGUUGACGACGAGGAAAAAUCUGAACAAGUAUUUGCUAAUACUGAUAAUAAGUAUACCUACCAUUUGAAGAACCCCAGAACUAAAACUAAGGUGUUGAUUGGAAUAUCAUCAGCAGUUUUAAUAGCAACAUUUGGUUUAACAAUGCUGAUCUGUGCUUUAUGGUAUCACGACAUAAUCCAAAACGAUACCACCCCACUUAUUCCAAAUUACCAAACGAAGAAUCGCAACCAUUAUAUAAGUAAUUUUAUUAACUGA
Messenger RNA from Lottia gigantea (owl limpet), 1480 nucleotides. RefSeq lists its product as hypothetical. Lineage: Eukaryota; Metazoa; Mollusca; Gastropoda; Lottiidae. The record is from RefSeq and is a predicted model, not a curated record. Bases 47 to 1480 code for a protein of 477 amino acids. The transcript has 6 exons.